Myodes glareolus (Bank vole) is the source of this 1645-nucleotide messenger RNA. RefSeq names its product serine rich and transmembrane domain containing 1 (gene Sertm1). The record is from RefSeq and is a predicted model, not a curated record. Gene Ontology annotation, cellular component: intracellular membrane-bounded organelle. Lineage: Eukaryota; Metazoa; Chordata; Mammalia; Rodentia; Cricetidae.
GCGCCCCGACUGCCAGGCAACUGGGAGUGGGCCCGGCUCUCAGCCAUUGGUCGCGCGGCCCCUGAGGGCGGAGGGACGCCGCAGAGCGGGGCACAGCCAGGCGGGUGCCCACUCCCACUGAGCCUGCCGCCUGCCCGUGCGCUCUGAUCGCACCUCGCGUCCGCUCGCUGGCGGUGCAUUCCCUGGGACCGCCCGGCGGGCGCGCAGCUCCAAGGCAGGGCCGCCGCCCCACCCCAACGCCAGAGUCCAGAUCCGCAAGGUCAUUUGUUCCUUCCCGGGGAGUCGCCACGCAGACAUUGACGAUUGGCAUUGCUCUGUGCUGUAUUCGCUUGAGUCUUCUCACCUGUCUUCGGUGGCUGCAAAUCCGGAUAAGUUUUUCCCAGGCGGAGCUUUCUCCGGUCUCUGCGGACAGCUGAUCCCCGAUGCUGCCUUUGCUUAAGGACCAAGACGUUUCGCUGCGCUGUCCUCAAGGAAAAGCAAUGCCAAUGUCAUCGAUCCUGAGCCCAGUGUGAGACUUUCGAGUGCACCUACGCACACCUGCCUCCCCUGCCUGUAGAGAUGUCUGGGGCUGACCCUUCCUCUGCCUUUGCAGGGAGUGUGGAGAACGGAACCUUUCUGGAGCUGUUUCCCACGUCGCUGUCCACCUCGGUAGACCCGUCCUCGGGCCACCUGUCCAACGUCUACAUCUAUGUGUCCAUUUUCCUCAGCCUCCUCGCCUUCCUGCUCCUGCUGCUGAUCAUUGCCCUCCAGAGGCUGAAAAACAUCAUCUCCUCCAGUUCCUCCUACCCGGAGUACCCAAGUGAUGCUGGGAGCUCUUUCACCAAUUUAGAAGUCUGUAGCAUCUCCUCUCAGAGGUCCACGUUUUCAAACCUCUCGUCGUGAAGGAAAUGGAAGGACGGCAGGCCAAAUGAUCAUGGCUUUGGUUUCUCCAGGCAGAAGAAGCUGCUGCAUGAAAGAAACGAUCACUCUGGUAGCUGCGUUUCCCGCUUUCAUGGUUUAUUUCUCUUCUGCUCAGGAUGCGUUCUGUUUGUGAGAGGAGGAGCCAACGCUGACAGAAAUUUACACAAACAUUGAGGUGUGGGAUUCUGCCCAAAGCUCUUGGCCAGCCUGGAGGCUGGUCAGCUCUGUGUUGGACACUACAGACUCAGCUGAGUGGACUGCUGGGAAUGCUGGGUAGAGGCUCUUCCAAAUCCCUGAGACUGAGUCAGUAGAAACAGAACAAAACAAGACUAAUAUUUUCUGUUUUAAAAGAUAAGGCAGGGAUGGUAUAUAAGAGGCGAGAGAGAGAAAGAAAAACUUAGAUUUAUCACACAACGUUUCCAAAUGGAGGUUAAAAUCGGCUAGAUGUUUUUCUUUAACUUCACCUUAGCAAAUGUCACACAUGAUGAGAAGUCAUUUGGGAACAUUCUGGGGGAGUCGAAAGCUUCAAUGGCACAAGGACUGUGUGUCGUGAUGCAGCUUGCCCUGCUUUUUUUCUGUUCCUGGGUUUUCUCUUGGCUUGUUUUGCAGCCCUAAUGCUCUCCAGCUCUGGAACCCUUUGUGACAGUUGCUGCUGCUAUUACUAAACGAAGCACAGAAGUGGCACAAUUCAUUUUUAUUUCCUCACUACCUUUUCCAUCCAGUAGGAAUUAAACAUAGAGAAAUA